Ilex paraguariensis (yerba mate) is the source of this 4734-nucleotide messenger RNA. NCBI's taxonomy places the organism in Eukaryota, Viridiplantae, Streptophyta, Magnoliopsida, Aquifoliales, Aquifoliaceae. The record is from the annotation of a GenBank genome assembly.
AUGCAGAAGAUGAUCUCGUCUGAGCUCUCCGAUUGUUGGAGAGAUGAAGAAGACUUUACGUGGCGUCUGUUGAAAAAGGCUUCACAAGUUAUUUAUUUACACUUCGCGUUGAAGAAACGUGCAAUAAUUGAGGAAUUUCAUGAGAAACAAGAGCAGGCGAAAGAAUGGCUUCAAAACAUAGGAAUUGGAGAUCAGACAGCAGUGGUGCGUGAUGAUGAUGAACCUGAUGAUGGAGCUGUUCUAUUGUAUAGUGAAGAGAGUGCUAAAAACAGAUAUGUUCCAUCCAGAGCUGCUUUACCAAUCAUUCGCCCAGCACUAGGUAGGCAGCAGACCAUUUCGGACAAAGCAAAAGCUGCAAUGCAAGGGUAUCUCAAUCACUUUCUGGGAAACAUGGAUAUUGUAAAUUCCCAAGAGGCGAAAGAAUGGCUUCAAAACAUAGGAAUUGGAGAUCAGACAGCAGUGGUGCGUGAUGAUGAUGAACCUGAUGAUGGAGCUGUUCUAUUGUAUAGUGAAGAGAGUGCUAAAAACAGAUAUGUUCCAUCCAGAGCUGCUUUACCAAUCAUUCGCCCAGCACUAGGUAGGCAGCAGACCAUUUCGGACAAAGCAAAAGCUGCAAUGCAAGGGUAUCUCAAUCACUUUCUGGGAAACAUGGAUAUUGUAAAUUCCCAAGAGGUUUGCAAGUUUUUGGAGGUGUCUAAGUUAUCAUUUUCACAAGAGUAUGGCCCAAAGUUGAAAGAGGGUUAUGUAAUGGUGAAGCAUCUGGCAAAAAUUCCAAGGGAUAACGCAGACACAAGAUGUUGUAUGUGUUGUUGGUCUGGCUGUUGUAAUAAUAAUUGGCAAAAGCAAAGUGGAGGAGGAGGAGAGGGUUCGGAAUUGCCACGGCGAAGAGUUUCGAUCAGAUUUUCUGAUCAGAUUUUCUGCAAAUCUGAUCAGAUUUUCUGCCUUGGUGACUUCUUGAAACGGCUGUGCGCGUGUUCUUCUCCUCUGCUCGAUGUCUUCUGCUAUUGCUGGGUUGGUGAAUCUUUCUGCCUUGGUGACUUCUUGCGAGCAGAUUUUCUGCCGAACAUGAAACCAUACCAGCAGGAGACGGCUGUGUGCGUGCUCUUCUCUUCUUCUCUUCCUUCUGCCUCCUUGUUUCUAUCGUUGGUUUGGGCUGUCCUGAAACCUGGCUUCUUGGCCUUACUGGAAGAUCCUUUUGAUGUCAAACUUUUAGAUAUAAUUGUUUUUGAUCUGCUACCAGCUUCAAAUGGAGAUGGGAAAAGCCUAGUAUCAUUGGCAGAUGAGAUAAAGGAACGUAAUCCUUUGCGUUAUGCAUUUAAGGUUUGGGCUGUCCUGAAACCUGGCUUCUUGGCCUUACUGGAAGAUCCUUUUGAUGUCAAACUUUUAGAUAUAAUUGUUUUUGAUCUGCUACCAGCUUCAAAUGGAGAUGGGAAAAGCCUAGUAUCAUUGGCAGAUGAGAUAAAGGAACGUAAUCCUUUGCGUUAUGCAUUUAAGGUUUGGGCUGUCCUGAAACCUGGCUUCUUGGCCUUACUGGAAGAUCCUUUUGAUGUCAAACUUUUAGAUAUAAUUGUUUUUGAUCUGCUACCAGCUUCAAAUGGAGAUGGGAAAAGCCUAGUAUCAUUGGCAGAUGAGAUAAAGGAACGUAAUCCUUUGCGUUAUGCAUUUAAGGUUUCUUGUGGAAACCGGAGCAUAAAGUUGAGAACUACAAGUUACGCCAAAGUCAGAGACUGGGUUUCUGCUAUCAAUGAUGCCGGUUUAUGGCCUCCAGAAGGGUGGUGUAAUCCUCAUCGCUUUGGUUCUUUUGCUCCUCCCAGGGGUUUGAUUGAAGAUGGUAGUCAAGCUCAGUGGUUCAUAGACGGAAAAGCAGCAUUUGAAGCAAUUGCAUCAUCAAUAGAGAGCGCAAAAUCUGAGAUUUACAUUACUGGAUGGUGGCUUUGCCCAGAAGUGUAUUUGAGACGUCCGUUUCACAGUCAUGGCUCCACUCGACUUGAUGCUUUACUUGAAACUAAGGCUAAAGAAGGGGUCAAGAUUUACAUCCUUUUAUACAAGGAGGUUUCUAUUGCUUUAAAAAUCAACAGUUUAUACAGUAAGAAAAAGCUUCUUAACAUUCAUGAGAAUGUAAGAGUGUUGCGUUACCCAGACCAUUUCUCAACCGGCGUUUACUUGUGGUCACAUCAUGAAAAACUUGUCAUUGUUGAUCAUCAUAUUUGCUUUAUGGGGGGACUAGACUUAUGUUUUGGACGCUAUGACACAAUUGAACACAAAGUGGGUGAUUGCCCUCCUUUUUUAUGGCCUGGAAAGGACUAUUACAACCCAAGAGAAUCUGAACCAAAUUCUUGGGAAGAUGCUAUGAAAGAUGAACUGGAGCGUGGAAAAUAUCCUCGUAUGCCAUGGCAUGAUGUCCAUUGUGCUCUUUGGGGACCACCCUGUCGAGAUGUUGCUAGGCAUUUUGUUCAGCGUUGGAACCAUGCGAAGAGAAGUAAAGCUCCAAAUGAACAAACAAUACCACUCCUUAUGCCACGACACCACAUGGUUAUCCCACACUACAUGGGAAGAAGCAGAAAGAUGGACAUUGAAAGUAACACCACUGAAGUAAAGCAGAAAGACAUCAGUAGACAGGAUUCGUUUUCCUCCAGAUCACCGUUAGAAGAUAUCCCAUUGCUUUUGCCCCAGGAAGCUGGUGGACUAGAUGCUUCCAACAUCGAUAGCAACUUAAAUGGCUUGGACCAGAGCCACUAUCAUCUAGAUCAGCCAAGCAGGUCUGGUCCAGGCCCUUCAUUCUUUUUUGAGGAAGCCAAAGUGGAACCUUUAAUACCAGAUAUGCAGAUAAAAGGCUUUGUGGAUGAUUUUGAUUCUUUGGAUCUUCAAAACACAAUGAUUAUAGAUGCAGUAGCAGAGUCUGGCUUGCAAAUUUCUGAUGAGUGGUGGGAAACACAAGAGCGAGGUUGUCAAGUUGUUUCACCUGAUGAAACUUCACAAAUUGGUCNUCGAGAUGUUGCUAGGCAUUUUGUUCAGCGUUGGAACCAUGCGAAGAGAAGUAAAGCUCCAAAUGAACAAACAAUACCACUCCUUAUGCCACGACACCACAUGGUUAUCCCACACUACAUGGGAAGAAGCAGAAAGAUGGACAUUGAAAGUAACACCACUGAAGUAAAGCAGAAAGACAUCAGUAGACAGGAUUCGUUUUCCUCCAGAUCACCGUUAGAAGAUAUCCCAUUGCUUUUGCCCCAGGAAGCUGGUGGACUAGAUGCUUCCAACAUCAAUAGCAACUUAAAUGGCUUGGACCAGAGCCACUAUCAUCUAGAUCAGCCAAGCAGGUCUGGUCCAGGCCCUUCAUUCUUUUUAGAGGAAGCCAAAGUUGAACCUUUAAUACCAGAUAUGCAGAUAAAAGGCUUUGUGGAUGAUUUUGAUUCUUUGGAUCUUCAACACACAAUGAUUAUAGAUGCAGUAGCAGAGUCUGGCUUGCAAAUUUCUGAUGAGUGGUGGGAAACACAAGAGAAAGGUUGUCAAGUUGUUUCACCUGAUGAAACUUCACAAAUUGGUUCCCGUACUUCUUGCCGUUGUCAGGUUAUCAGAAGUGUCAGCCAGUGGUCUGCUGGAACAGGUCAAACUGAAGACAGCAUUCAUAAAGCUUAUUGUUCUCUCAUCGAUAAAGCAGAACACUUCGUCUACAUCGAGAAUCAAUUUUUUAUAUCGGGACUUUCGGGAGAUGAUAUCAUACAGAAUCGUGUCCUGGAAGCUAUAUACAGGCGUAUCAUUCGUGCACACAAAGAACAGAAGUGCUUCAGGAUUAUUAUUGUCAUACCGCUCCUACCCGGCUUUCAGGGGGGUCUAGAUGAUGGUGGAGCGGCAACUGUGAGAGCCAUAAUGCAUUGGCAGUAUCGAACCAUUUGCAGAGGAAACAACUCAAUACUGUACAGUCUUAAUGCAUUGCUCGGUCCUAAAACAUAUGAUUACAUAUCUUUCUAUGGUCUCAGGACGUAUGGUCGACUUUUUGACGGCGGUCCCGUGGUCACAAGUCAGGUGUAUGUCCACAGCAAAGUGAUGAUAAUCGAUGACCGCAUUUCCUUGGUUGGGUCAUCCAAUGUAAACGAUAGGAGUUUGCUUGGAUCAAGAGACACUGAGAUUGGGGUACUCAUUGAAGAUAACGAAUUUGUUGAAUCCUCAAUGAAUGGACAGCCAUGGAAGGCUGGAAAAUUUUCUUUUACUCUUCGCCUGUCCCUGUGGUCAGAGCACCUUGGUUUACCUGCCAGAGAGAUUAAUCAAAUCAAAGACCCUAUAGCCGACGCUACAUACAAAGAUUUGUGGUUGGCGACUUCAACGACAAAUAGCUUGAUCUACCAAGAUGUGUUCUCUUGCAUCCCAACUGACCUUAUACACUCCAGGUCAGCACUUAGACAAAGUGCGAGCUAUUGGAAAGAGAAACUUGGGCACACUACAAUUGAUUUAGGAGUAGCUCCUGAGAAACUUGAACUCUUUGGGAAUGGAAAAAUCACAUCAACAUAUCCAAUGGAGAUGCUAAAAUCGGUGAGAGGAUAUCUUGUUUCUUUUCCGUUAGAGUUCAUGUGUCAAGAAGAUUUGAGACCAAUGUUUAGUGAGGGAGAGUUUUAUACAUCUCCUCAUGUGUUUCAUUAGUAGUAUUCUGUAUGGCUAUUCAAAUUGAUGGGACUUACAAUAGAACAUUGUACACCCAAGACUAAGUAUAGAUAACAUGCUACCUACACAAGAUUCAGG